Austrofundulus limnaeus is the source of this 1939-nucleotide messenger RNA. RefSeq names its product solute carrier family 6 member 14 (gene slc6a14). Gene Ontology annotation, molecular function: beta-alanine transmembrane transporter activity; (R)-carnitine transmembrane transporter activity; branched-chain amino acid:sodium symporter activity. Gene Ontology annotation, biological process: sodium ion transmembrane transport; beta-alanine transport; amino acid import across plasma membrane. NCBI's taxonomy places the organism in Eukaryota, Metazoa, Chordata, Actinopteri, Cyprinodontiformes, Rivulidae. The coding region runs from base 7 to 1905 and encodes 632 amino acids. The transcript is spliced from 15 exons. Gene Ontology annotation, cellular component: plasma membrane. The record is from RefSeq and is a predicted model, not a curated record.
AAGGACAUGAAGAAGUACGGCUGGGACAGUUUUACAGACCUACUUUUCAGAAAUCCUGCAGCUGCUGAACAGGAUUCACAUGUGGACGCUGGCGAUGAAAAUGCAGAGCGUGGGAACUGGUCCAGUAAGAGGGACUACAUCCUCUCUAUGAUCGGCUACGCUGUCGGACUGGGAAACAUCUGGAGGUUUCCAUAUUUGGCCUACAAGAAUGGAGGAGGUGCCUUUCUUAUCCCCUAUUUCACAAUGCUGGUGCUGACUGGAAUUCCCCUUUUCUUCCUGGAAAGUGCCUUUGGUCAGUUUUGCAGCCAAGGGCCGAUCAAUGUAUGGAGAUCAGUGCCACUUCUGCAAGGUGUUGGUAUUGGAAUGGUCAUGGUCACUCUGAUAGUAUCGAUUUAUUAUAACGUCAUCAUUGCCUACAGUCUGUACUACAUGUUCGCCUCCAUGCAGUCUCCUCUGCCAUGGUCCAGGUGCUUCAGCUGGGCUGACAGUAACUGCAGCRACACACCUAUUGGUUACUGUAAUGUGAGUGGUGUUUUGAUGACCAACUGGACUCAGAACAACAACACUUGUCYAUCAGCUGUAAUCACAGUGCCAGUGCAGAGCCCGAGUGAGCAGUACUGGGACCGUGUAGCUCUGCAGAGAUCCAAUGGUCUGGAUGAAACGGGGCCAGUGGUUUGGCACUUGGCCCUCUGUUUACUGCUGAGCUCCAUCAUUGUUGCAGGAGCACUUAUCAGAGGGAUCAAAUCAUCAGGCAAAGUUGUGUAUUUCACGGCCACGUUUCCCUACGUGGUGAUUUUGAUCCUGCUGAUCCGAGGUGUGACCCUCGAGGGAGCCAAAGAUGGAAUCGAGUUCUAUAUUGGUGCCCAAUCCAAUUUGACAAAACUAUCAGAAGCCCAGGUUUGGAAAGAUGCUGCGACUCAGACCUUCUACUCUCUCUCCAUCGGCUGGGGAGGACUCAUGACUCUGGCUUCUUAUAACAACUUUCACAACAACGUCUUUAAGGACUCAUUUAUCGUAUCGCUUACUAAUUCUGGGACCAGUGUGCUCGCAGGCUUUGCUAUAUUUUCUAUUUUGGGUCACAUGGCGCAUAUUUAUAAAAUACCUGUUGAAGAAGUUGUGAAAGAAGGAUUUGGCCUGGCCUUCAUUGCCUACCCAGGAGCUCUUUCUAAGCUUCCUGUUGCACCGCUGUGGUCCGUUUUGUUCUUCUUCAUGCUUCUAACUGUUGGCCUGGACUCUCAGUUUGCAGGAAUAGAGGUAUUAACCACCUGCCUGCUUGAUGCGUUCCCAAAAAUCUUCAAAYCCAGACGAGCCUUGUUGACAAUAACAACCUGUUCCUUUCUCUACCUCCUGGGUCUGCCAUGCGUCACACAAGCAGGAAUAUACUGGGUGACUCUCAUCGAUCAGUUUGUAGCCAGCUGGGUGCUGCUGUUUUUGGUUCUCUUGGAGAUCAUUGGCAUCUCCUACAUCUACGGCGGGAAUCGUUUUAUAAAAGACAUCGAGAUGAUGAUUGGGAGCAAGACUUCAGCGUUCUGGUUGUGGUGGAGAGUGUGUUGGUUUUUUGUCAGCCCCUGCAUCAUACUGGUGAUCUUGGGAUGGUCUGUUGUGAACUUUGUCCCCCCCACCUAUGGAAAAGUAGACUAUCCAGCCUGGGGUUUGUCUCUGGGCUGGUGCAUGGUCGCUUUUGUCCUUAUCUGGAUCCCUGUUGCCGCUGUUUAUAAGCUGAUAAAAGCAAAGGGAAACCCCUGGAAGCGUCUGAAGUCACUUUGUUCUCCAUCUGWAGCCUGGCACCCCUACCUGGACAUGCAUCGAGGGGAGCGCUACUCUGAGGAGCGCUGCCGCCGGAAGAAGAAAAGUAAAAGUCAUUUAGAGGUUAAUGUUGACGUAAUCUCAAGCUCAUGGCUCUGAUGAGUCCCUUAUUCUGUUUGCUUGUUUCAUUUUU